UGAUUUCUGUUUAGCUCUUACGUCUGAUCUUCCGAUCCUGCGGUCUUGAUAUUUGAAUCUAGUUCCGGAACUAAUAAUACGUCUCUAAAUCCUCCAUUGCUUCUUCUCUGAUCUUGUUUUAUUCCGGUAUAUCGUGGUUUAGCAACAAUGUCAGGCAUGCACGGGACUCAUGAUUCAUGUCCAUUGGUGAAGAACAUUCUUCUUCUAGACUCUGAAGGAAAGCGUGUGGCUGUCAAAUAUUACUCGGAUGAAUGGUCAACUAAUGCUGCCAAAUUAAGUUUUGAAAAAUAUGUUUUCUCGAAGACCUCUAAGACCAAUGCUCGCACAGAAGCUGAGAUAACACUGUUGGACAAUAAUAUUAUUGUCUAUAAGUUCGCCCAGGACCUUCACUUCUUUGUUACUGGAGGUGAAAAUGAAAACGAGCUCAUCUUAUCUUCUGUUCUUCAAGGCUUCUUCGAUGCUGUUGCAUUUCUUCUGAGGAACAAUGUGGAAAAGAUGGAAGCACUUGAGAACUUGGAUCUCAUCUUUCUGUGCCUUGAUGAAAUGGUUGAUCAGGGGGUGGUUCUUGAAACGGACCCAAAUGUCAUUGCGGGAAAAGUAGCAAUGCAGAGCACAGAAGCAAGUGGUUCACUCUCUGAACAGACAUUAACUCAAGCACUAGCAACAGCCCGGGAGCAUCUGGCAAGAAGUCUGCUCACAUGAGUCUCCUCAAGCAAACACAUAAUAGAAUGGACUCCCAGCCUCUAUGGAAGAGAUUUGUCUUGCGGUUUUAAUAACGUGUGAAAGUCUCUAAUAAUUCAAACACUUGCGACUUACUCUAAACUUUAUAGAGUUGGGUAGUUUAUGGGCCGGAUCUGAGAUUUUAGGGGCUUGAAACAAAAACAAAAAUGGGGCCUAAUUGGUUUUAUAAAAAAAAAAAAUUUGGAGACAAUUCU
Messenger RNA from Eutrema salsugineum, 935 nucleotides. RefSeq names its product coatomer subunit zeta-2. Gene Ontology annotation, biological process: retrograde vesicle-mediated transport, Golgi to endoplasmic reticulum; intracellular protein transport; intra-Golgi vesicle-mediated transport. The record is from RefSeq and is a predicted model, not a curated record. The coding region runs from base 148 to 702 and encodes 184 amino acids. Gene Ontology annotation, cellular component: COPI vesicle coat. Lineage: Eukaryota; Viridiplantae; Streptophyta; Magnoliopsida; Brassicales; Brassicaceae. The transcript is spliced from 7 exons.